Molecule: messenger RNA, 2653 nt
Organism: Pocillopora meandrina
Lineage: Eukaryota; Metazoa; Cnidaria; Anthozoa; Scleractinia; Pocilloporidae
Source: the annotation of a GenBank genome assembly
CUUCUUUUUAGACACGAAGGAAUUCUUGCCAUUUUGGUUACCGAUAGAGAUGGAGUUCCGCUCAUUAAAGGUGAAAGAUGCGAAUAUUUAUUCUGAUAAAUAUCUUUUUCGAUUUCGAACUAAUCGUACAGCAACUGUGACUGAGUGUUUUCCCUAUUUCCUUUGAGGUUUCAGCUUACCGAUUUCAAAAUUGUCCGUGAAUAAUUCUCGUUGAGCAUUCAGUAUUUGCCUUUCUGUCUAAAAAGAACCCAUUAUAAUAUAAAAUGGUAUUUUAAUAUAACUGAACAUGUUAAAAGGGAAACAUAUCUUUGUUGUUAGAACUGUGAUAAAAGUCCUACACCAGGAGAGAAGAGAGAGGGAGAGAGUAAGAGAAGUUGUGAGCACUCACGAACAAAUAUUAGUACUUGUUACACCUCUAUGUGGUCCCUGAGAGUUUGAAUAAAGCAGUAAAGUUUAUGUUCAUGAACAGAAAUAUGUUCUAGGUCUGACCCAGGUCAUUCUAGCCUGAACCAUUAGGCAAGGGUUAUAGUGAGCUCUGAGAGGGGCUCAAAACAUAUUUAUGUCUACAAUCACAGACUAUAUUACUAUUGUUAUCACUUUGAAGGGCACAGAGAUAAUAAGAACUGAAAAAAGUGAGGACAAAACAGUCUGAACAAUGACACUAGGUAGGCAGAAGAUAUUUCAGCCCUCCAAAUCUCCAUUUUAGCCCACAAAAUGGACCAUGAUGCCCUACAAAGUAAAAAUAAUAAGAAGCUUACCUCUUUUUUCAUUUGAACUUUGCAGUUUAUGAUCCUAAAACUCCACAAAAUGCACUAAGAGCAAGUUUUCUCUCCACAUUCUCCACAACAGCUGAACAAGUAAGUGAGACAGGCAUAUUUAAUCUUUUCCAAAUUGUCGUAGAUACGAUUGUUUUUCCGAUCAUGGCAUCUGUGGGAAAUCAGACACAUCUACCUGUUUGCAGAAAGGUUGGGAAAAAGUGUAAAAGUACAUGUAACAACAUGAGAAAAUAUCACUGUAAGGAAGAUGCACAGCAGGUUUCCUGAAUUAAAUUUGUUUGCAAAACUGACUUUUAGUUCUAAACUUGAUUAAAAAAGGAAAAAUAACAAACUGACCCUAACUGAUGACAGAAGCAAUGUAAACUCAACAAAAGUGAAUUUGAAAUGACCUUACAACUAUCUUCAAUGCAUCAUUCUCUUGUUUUGUUCCUUUUGCUUUAAAUGCAUGUUGGUAUUUAUCCCUCUGUUCAGUAGUCCUUUUGUCCAUAAUUAUUUGUUUCACUUAUUAAAAUUCAUUGAUUGCCAGAUACCAACAUUACCUUUUGAGAUUGUUUGGGCACUUUGCCUUUUUUCCUGACAGCUGUUCUGCAAACAACUGUAAAUUUAAUAAUAAUUUAAUCCUAAUAAUUUGGUCAUGAGACAGUUGUUAAUCAUACCUAUUUUACCUCCCAGUCUGAAAGAGCUUGUUUUGAAAUGUACAAAUCAAAUGUUACAAUUUUUGCUUUCAACUUGUGGAGAAGACAAGAGAGGGUUGCCUUUUGAGAGAGGCACUCAGUGAAAUAUUUAUAAGACAUUAAUUAUUGAGUCUUUUUUUUAUCUUCAUCUUGCUGUGUUCAUUUACAGGCAAGCAAGCUUGGAUUAUCAAAAAACAAGAGCAUCGUUUGUUUUUUUGCAUCCUAUCAGGUCAGAAAAUGCCCUUUGAAAUGAUAACAAUAAAAAAAUAUUUCAUUCAGUGUAUUUUUCCUCAUUCAGUGUAUUAAUAAAUUGGGGAAACAAAUUGUGGAGGUAGUUUUUAAUGGCGAACUUAGUGUAAUUUGACCAAAAUCAUAGAAUCUUUUUCCUAAAAAGUACUGAACUUUAGGUGGAGUUCAAGUAUUCGUUAAACUGUAUUUUCAUAAUACUUAAUUUGAGGUUGCCAAAGAUCAGUUUCAGCCACUUUGUUGAAGACAAUGGUUUAAACUGUGCUUAACCCUUUAACUCCCCAGUUUGUUAUUCUCUUCACUGUCAACCAUAGAAUUCUUGUAAUGCUAGUUCAGAGAAUUUAGUAUUGGAUCAACUAAUUAUCCCAAAUUGAUAUUGUUCUUUAUUCUCAUCACUUAUCUGGUUGAUAUUGUAUUGAUAUUGUAAGGGGAAAUUCAUUCUUGGUCACUUAUGGGAGUUAAAGAGUUAACAAAAUAGCUUUAAAGCCUGUUUCAGUUUUGAUGUGAAUGGGGCAUAAGUUAUCUAAAAUUAAAACAGAACAAAGGUUUCACCUUAAAUCUUCAAUAACUGAACUUUCAAGUGAGCACAAAGUAAAUAUCUAUUUAUUUAGUUAUAUAUGUAUCAAUAUCUUUUCCAGGUGGUUCAUUUUAGUUUUCUUCCUUUGGUUGUCAGCAUCAUUGCAACAAAUCAGGCAAACACAGGUAAGUAAUCUGGGAGCCGAUAAUUCCAGGAAAAAUUCCAGGUAUGGGUUGUCUAAAAGCUAGCAUGAAUUGCCUGAAUUUGUAACUAAUUGAAUGGUAACUUUGGGGGUAAAGUUAAGAUUAUGAGAGGCUCUAUAAUGAACUUUGGGAAACAAAGCUAACAUAAGAAUUCUUCUUACAGGUCUUCUUCUGGGAUUUGAGAGUGAAUUCACUGAAAUAGUGAAGGCAGUCAAAGUUGUGGUGGAUGGUGUUUAG